AUGCUUAGUGUACUUGGUGAUGUAUCAGAGAGUACAAAGGGUAUCAGUACUGGGACCACACUUUUCGCAUGUGAAUAUGAUGGAGGAGUCGUUAUUGGAGCUGAUUCUAGGACAUCAUCUGGAACGUAUGUUGUAAACCGUGUAACAGACAAGCUGACACAAUUGACAAAAUCUAUAUACUGCUGUCGAUCUGGGUCUGCUGCUGACACACAAACAGUAGCGGAUAUGGUCCGCUACCAGCUAGAUUUCCAUCGCCUAGAAAUGAAUAGAGAACCAACUGUUUUGGAAGCAGCUGUUUCUUGCAAACAUUUUUGCUACAACUACAGAGAUGACUUGGUUGCAGGCAUCAUAGUUGCUGGAUGGGAUGAAGAAUUAGGUGGUCAGAUAUACUCCAUUCCUCUCGGUGGAAUGCUCAUAAGACAACCAAUCGUUAUUGGUGGUUCUGGUAGCACAUAUACUUAUGGGUACGUGGACCACGGUUUUCGCAAGGGAAUGACAAGAGAAGAGUGUGUCAGUUUUGUUUUAAAAGGUGUUGCUCUUGCCAUUAACAGAGACGGUUCUAGCGGUGGUUGUGUACGCCUGGCUAUUAUUUCCAAAGGCGGUGUGGAAAGAAUACUAACAAAAGGUGAUGAAGUUCCAGUGUAUCGGUUUUCCUGA
Molecule: messenger RNA, 657 nt
Organism: Schistosoma curassoni
Lineage: Eukaryota; Metazoa; Platyhelminthes; Trematoda; Strigeidida; Schistosomatidae
Source: the annotation of a GenBank genome assembly